CACUCCAGGCGAAUAACAAGAAACGCCCUUGUCGGAUAGUCGGAAGAUCUUUCCAUUGUUUCGAAAGCCCGUUCUUGGCUGCUGGUGAACACCGUGACACCACCGUGCGGAGCGAGGACUGAUGAGGCAGUAGAAGCGCGCGGCGGCGACGGGGAGUGCGUACUCCGUGAACAAAAAUAGCUCUCGACUGCCACUGAAUCGAUGCUGCCGCAACACUGCGUACGCUGAACUCGAUCAUCGGUGAUCUGGCGCGUUUGUGCAUGGCCCGGCCGGUGUCAGCAGUACAAACGAGUACGGUACGCAACAUUUGCCGGUGGCCACGUCCCGCGACAGACACUGGCGAUGUUCCGGCGAUAAACAUAACCUAGCAUUCGAACAGUUGAAUUGAGCGCGCGGUGUCGCCAGCUUGGAGGGUGGAAAAUGCAUGCCAUGCGCACACGCGCGCACCAGACAAGCGGAGAGUUUUUGUAGGCCCAUGCGCAGCUGACCAACCGCAACCACAAUCUACUGAGAGAGAGAAAGACUGCUAAAGAGACUGUGACUGGUGUGAUUUUUCGUUCUUAUGAAAAGCGUUUCGAAACAGUUUUCGACGUCAUCUCCGACUUACAUUGACAUGCAAAACAAACUCAUGAAAGAUGAUCCACUGCUGCUCAUCACGUUCCCGAUCUACCGUCACGAAACCCCUCCCCUCACCUCUUCACAGAAGCUUUACAUACUGCCCGGGGGUGGCAAUACACAGACAAUGACAUUAUGUAUAUACCCGCUGGCAUAUAAGCGUGUAGACGAGGAUAACAUAAUUUCAAAACCGUAUACAAUAAUACACCGGGAACACAGGGGCGCAACAAACAUCACUUAAAGAACGCCGUAAACUCACCCCACAAGCACACGCUCACAAUCAAAACCCUCCCGUUUGCUAUCUCGAGAAAAAUCGUGCAGGGUUGCGACCCCCGGGACCGAACCAUGCUGCUGUCCCACUGGGCGCAGUGUUACGUGGAUUGUCCCAGCUGAAGGAGCGCAAACCGUUGCAGAAAUCGUUGCAGUACGGAUACGGUUUUAUUUGCAAGAGGAAAGCUAGAUUGAAAGCCGCACGACUCGAGCCCGCUAGUAGCAGAGCGCGAUGGCACUGGACGAGCCGAAGGUGGUACCGGAAGGUGGUGACCAGCAGCCACUGGGCAGCGAUGGAGCAGACGCGAAACGUGACGACGCGCCCGACUACUACAAACGACCCAAGUUCAAGCGAAACAUUAUCCCAUUCGACACGGAGGACCUGUCGGUGCGAGUAAUCCGGGAACGCUUUCUCAUCCCGAACCAGGUGUCCGAGGGCAGCCCGGCUCAGAAGGCGGGCCUCCAGCUGGGCGACCAGAUCCUGAAGAUCAACGGGGCCGACGCAUCGGCCAUGCGGCUCGCGACGGCCCAAUCCGUCAUCAAGCAGGCCGGCGAACAGCUGCAGAUGAUCGUAGCAAAAGACGACGAGAACAACCGCAAGGCGGAAGAGCAGGGCCAGCCGAAGGAAACGCGCGAAGUUAAGUUCGCAGUCCCUUGCGAUAGCCGCCGUUCCAGCUUCGAUUCGACAGUGUCGUCGUCGUCGUUGUCGGGGCAUGAUCACCGCUCGCUGUCCUGUGAAUCCUGCGACAGCCUCAGUGUGCUGGCGGUCGAGCAGCAGUUGCGCCAAAUGCAGCAGCAGCUGAACGAGAUCAGCGUAAUACCGAUGCAGAUACAGGCGACGCUGAGCUUUCUCACCCAAACUCUGUCCAAGUUUGCUCCGCCCGAGGUACAGCGUCAGCUACCGGAGGCUUUGCGUGCAUCGACCGCAAAAGCGACCGAGGAAAUGGACGGGUUUGUCAACGGUACAGAGUCAUCCGGAGAGAGAGAUGCGGCGCAGGACGACAGUGAAGGCGAUGAAGCUAACGAUGAGGAAGCAUAUGCCAUUACGCUGGAGACUUUAUUCGAUGAGUCGGAGGUUCUUGAGACGAUACCGGCGAGAACCGAUGAAGCCGAAGACGACGAGAACAGUACCGAGGAACCUGAAAUCAGCGAAGAGGAGCGAUCGAGGAUCGAAAAGCUAGAGCGUGUAAUUAAACUACAGAAAUCCUGGCCAUGGAGUCAACAGGAGAAGCCCAUCCAUAAGCGAUCCAACUGCCAUUUGGUGCCGAGCGUAGCGCUGGAACGGUCCAAGAUCAAACAGCUCACUAACAUGGAUUCGCUGCCAUUUUACAAGCAUGGAUAUCUUACUCGUGUUUGAUUAGCAUGUGGGACAGGAAGGAGCAGGAGCAGCGGUAAAUAGGUUACACAAAUUCUAGUCCGAGAGAGGUUUACGAGUUUUGUUGGAAAUGUACACUUUUUUAAUUUUCUUAACCGAUAAAGUUUUUGGUUUAAGGUUAACAUAAUCACAUUCGAAUGAAAAAAAAACGUUGAAAUGACUUCAAAUAAAGCAUUACAAUUAUACUUUUCUUCACUAAAA
Anopheles arabiensis is the source of this 2461-nucleotide messenger RNA. Its product is annotated as membrane-associated guanylate kinase, WW and PDZ domain-containing protein 1. The transcript has 4 exons. NCBI's taxonomy places the organism in Eukaryota, Metazoa, Arthropoda, Insecta, Diptera, Culicidae. Gene Ontology annotation, biological process: muscle structure development; actin cytoskeleton organization. The record is from RefSeq and is a predicted model, not a curated record. Gene Ontology annotation, molecular function: actin binding; muscle alpha-actinin binding. Gene Ontology annotation, cellular component: filamentous actin; stress fiber; Z disc. Bases 1118 to 2242 code for a protein of 374 amino acids.